ACUAACGAACUAUCUGCUCGAGUCACAACUCGUGAGACGACGUCUUCUUAUUUAUUACUCGGUUUCUUCUUCUGCUCGUCAGUCCGGAGGUUGAGUUAAGAUGCCUUGUGAGAGGAAGCCGAUGCGCUACGGCCACUCGGAGGGACACACCGAGGUCUGCUUCGAUGACUCCGGGAAGUUCAUUGUAACCUGCGGGAAUGAUGGAGAUGUUCGUAUAUGGGAGGGUCUGGACGACGACGAUCCAAAGUUCAUCACCGUGGGGGAGAAGGCGUACUCACUCGCGCUCAAGAACGGCAAGCUGGUGACGGCGAGCUCCAACAACACGGUGCAGAUCCACACGUUUCCCGACGGCGAUCCGGACGGCAUCCUGACCCGGUUCACCACCAACGCCACACACGUCGCCUUCAACAGCAGCGGCUCCAGAGUCGCUGCCGGGUCCAGUGACUUCAUGGUGAAGGUGGUGGAGGUGUCGGACAGCAGCCAGCAGAAAACGCUCCGAGGCCACGAAGCGCCCGUCCUCAGUGUCACCUUUGACCCCAAAGAUGACUUCCUGGCGUCCGCCAGCUGCGACGGCUCCGUGGUGGUUUGGAAUAUCGAGGAGCAGUCUCAGCUGAUCAGUUGGCCUCUGCUGCAGAAGACCAAUGACGUCAGCAAUGCAAAGUCUCUGUGUCGGCUGGCCUGGCAGCCCUCGACAGCAAAGUUUUUAGCGGUUCCUGUGGAGACGAAGGUGCACCUGUACGAGCGAGGGACCUGGGAUCAUGUGAGCACGCUGUCCGAUGAUCUGCAGACACAGCUCAUCAACGUGGUGGCCUGGUCUCCGUGCGGUCGGUUCCUGGCGGCCGGCAGCGUCGGGGGUGCGCUGACGGUGUGGGACGUGAACAGCAAGCUCUGCGUUGAAAGGCAGAAGCACGAGAAGGGCUUCACGGUGUGCGGUUUGGCCUGGAACCCGUCAGGCAGCCAGGUGGCCUACACAGACACAGAGGGCUGCCUGGGUCUGCUGGACGGACUCGGCACCUCCACCUCCACCAGCACCAAGCAGGCGCCAACGAAAAAGACGGCGAAAAACUACGACGACCUGUUUGAUGAUGACGAUGAUGGCCGACUCAUGGAUGAAGGGCUGAGCGACACCAACUCGCCGGUUAAGAAACCCGUCGGCAGGGGGGGCGAUGAUGACGACGACGACGACUUCCUCGUGCCUGCGACGGGGCGGGUGAGGAACCGAGGGGCGAUCCUGGACGAUGAGAACUCGCUGGACACCGGCUCGCUGAAGGUCGGUUGGGACAAAUUCGGGGACGAUGAGGACAGCAGCGCCGCCGCUCUGGCCGCCCCCCCGCUGGGUCCCCUUCGUCCCGUCUAUGAGGGACCGCUGCCCACGCCCCCCCAGAAGGCCUUUCAGCCGGGCUCCACCCCGGCUCACCUCACGCACCGCUUCAUGAUGUGGAACUCGGUGGGAAUCGUUCGAGGCUACAACGACGAGCAGGACAACGCCAUUGACGUGGAGUUUCACGACACCGCCGUGCACCACGCCAUGCACCUCACCAACUCGUUGGGUCACAGCGUGGUCGAUCUUUCCCAGGAGGCCGUGCUGCUGGCCUGCCCCAGCACGGAUGAGCUCGCCAGUAAGCUCCAGUGCUUCCACUUCUCAUCCUGGGACACCAAUAAGGAGUGGAUGGUGGACCUGCCGCCGGGCGAGGACGUGCGGGCGCUGUGUCUCGGUCAGGGCUGGGCGGCGGUCGCCACCAGCGCGCUGAUGCUCAGACUCUUCUCCAUCGGAGGAGUGCAGAGGGAAAUCUUCAGCCUGCCGGGGAACGUGGUCUGUAUGGUCGGACACGGAGAGCAGCUGCUCAUCGUCUACCACCGGGCUCCAGGUUUUGACGGGGAACAAGCUCUGGGAGUCCAGUUGCUGCAGAUCGGUGGAAGGAAGAAGCAGCUCAUGAACGGCGAGCCGCUCCCUCUGUCUCACAGGUCCCACCUGUGCUGGCUGGGAUUCACUGCCGAGGGGACCCCGUGCUAUGUGGACUCGGAUGGAGUCGUCCGGAUGCUGAACCGUUCUCUCGGCAACACUUGGACACCAGUGUGCAACACCAGAGAAACCUGCAAAAGCAAGUCAGACCACUACUGGGUGGUCGGGAUACACGAGAACCCUCAGCAGCUCAGGUGUAUUCCAUGCAAAGGCUCCAGGUAUCCUCCCACGCUGCCCAGACCGGCUGUGGCCAUCCUGCCCUUCAAGCUGCCUCUGUGUCAGACCUCCACAGAGAAAGGACUGAUGGAGGAGCAGUACUGGCGUUCGGUCCUUUUCCACAACCACUUCAGCUUCCUGUCGUCCAGCGGCUACGAGGUGGACGAGGACGGACGGACUCAGUCCCAGAAGGAGCAGCAGGAGCUGCUCAUGAAGAUGUUCGCACUGUCCUGUAAGCUGGAGAGAGAGUUCCGCUGCGUGGAGCUGGCAGAGCUCAUGACCCAGAACGUGGUGACUCUGGCCAUUCGGUACGCGUCGCGCUCCAGACGCAUGGCGCUCGCCCAGCGGCUCAGCGAGAUCGCCCUGGAGAAGGCCAACCAGAUCCAGGAGGAAGAGCCGGAGGAACAGGAAGAAGAGCCGGAACACGCCGCCGUCAGACGGCCCUCUGGGUACGAGGUCACGGGAGGACGUCAACGGGAGGAGGAAGAGGAGCGAGUAGAAGAGCUCAGGGAGGAAGAGGAGGAGGAUGCACAGGAGAUGGAGACGGGCGAGGAAGCAGAAACCAGAAAACGCCUGACUCCGUUUGUUAAAGAAGCUGCUUCGCCGGUGAUUCCUUCUCUCACUCCAAUUGGUAAAGUUGGACGUGCGAAUCCUUUUAAGGUCCUCGGUUCGGGGACGCCCUCCUCUUCGUCGGCUCAGCCUCGCGUGACGAACAUCUUGGACAACAUGACGUCCGGCAGGAAGUCGUCUCCACUCAGCGGCUCUGCAGGGAAACAACACAAAGGCCCCGUCCUCAAACCGCUGGCCCCCAGGGCCAAAGCCAAGACUCAGUCCACUCUGCUGCAGAUGACGAGCACAAAGAAGAAGACUCAGGAGAUCACACCGCCGGCUGCAGAGCAGCCGAAACCAGCAGAAGCCCCGCCUCCAGCCUCACCGGCAGACAACACUGAAAAUAAGAGGCCGAAGACGGGCUUCCAGUUCUGGCUGGAGGAGAACAGGAAGAGCAUCACUGCUGACCACCCAGACCUGGAGGAGACGGACGUCAUCAAAGAGGCCAUGGGGCGCUUCAGGACGCUGUCGGCAGAGGAAAGACUGUCGUGGACGGAAAGAGCAAAGGGCCAAACUGGAGACGCAGAUCUGAAGAAGAGGAAGAGAGCUGAAGGAGGAGGAGGAGGAAAUGAACAUGGACAGGCGGAAGCAGAUGAAAAUAGUGCCAAGAAGAAGAAAUCUUUGGACCCCUCCGCCAAGCUUUCUGCAUUUGCUUUUAACAAAAACUAAACAUUUUAAAUCAUUUUUUUUUGUUCAUGUGUGAAAACUGUCGAUGUUGUUAAAUGUGUUCUUUGAGGCGCUUGAUGAGAACAUGUGAAGCCCUUCAGAGGCCUUCAGUGACUCUUCAGAUGGACCUUCAUCAACAGUGGAGCCUC
Molecule: messenger RNA, 3603 nt
Organism: Anarrhichthys ocellatus (wolf-eel)
Lineage: Eukaryota; Metazoa; Chordata; Actinopteri; Perciformes; Anarhichadidae
Gene: wdhd1
Product: WD repeat and HMG-box DNA binding protein 1
Exons: 25
Coding region: 101-3457 (1118 amino acids)
Biological process (GO): DNA repair; DNA-templated DNA replication; mitotic cell cycle
Cellular component (GO): nuclear replication fork
Molecular function (GO): chromatin binding; DNA binding; protein binding
Source: RefSeq, a predicted model, not a curated record